AUGGAGUUAACGGAAGUUACGCUAUACCCAAGCACCACUCCUAGUGACGUAGUGUACGAAUAUCCUCCUCUGAACAUGCCAUAUACGUUACGGUGUGACCAUCCGAACAGUAACAUAAAACCGGAAGUACAAUGGAUCAAGACCACAAAAACCGGAAACACGCCACGACGGAUACAAUAUAAUGAACGGAUCACAUACGACACAACUGGCAGUUUACAUUUUGUGUACAUCGUUACAUCAGACAGAGGAGGGUACAUGUGCAACAUUUCCUACCCUGUCCUACAGUAUUAUAUGCUUGGACCGACCGUCAUUCUUGAACCAGAAGAUACUGGAUUCCAGCUGUCGACUGAAUAUCCUAUGUGGAAUUCCGAGGAGUUCCCCACCGCACUGCGAGGUCAAAACCUAACGCUUAGAUGUGUUUCUGGUGGAAACCCGAUUCCACAAAUUAGAUGGCAGAAGAUUGAGGAAGAUGGUACCGUUUUACCAGCGUUAAAUCAGAAUAUUCAGGACCACGGUCGAAGUCUGACAUUUCAGAACCUUAAAUUUACAGAUCGUGGGGAAUAUGAAUGUACCACGGAAACACAAACUAUCCGGUUUGAUGUGACAGUAGAGAGUACACCAUUUUGGAUAGAAAAACCUAAACCAAUCAUCACUUCAGCAGGUACUGCAAAUCCUCUCCCGUUUUUCUGUAGAGCGUACGGGGAACCUGUACCUGAUAUCUCGUGGUAUAUCAACACUGUGUCAGCGGCUGAUCAAAAUAAUAACUUGGCGAUUUAUCAUGUCAACUCUACGCAAACCAUCGACAUGGCUUAUAGUGUACUAUACGUUACUACAAACGUCUCAUUCUCCCUCAAAUGUGUGUGUCACAAUAACCACGGAAGUAUUUCCUCCUACAGCUACCUAUACAUAACAGAACGGGUUACUCAUCCACCAACAAUUAUACCAACCAUUAAAACAACUCAUAUACCGUCCUCAAAGACAACUCCAGCAUCAACCACGGCAUCAACCACGGCUUCAACCACGGCAUCAACAACGGCAUCAACUACGACAUCAACCCCAUCUCCAACUACACGACCAACUCCGGCACCAACCUCUAAGCAACCUGCAGUGCCAACUCAAGCACCGAGUGAAGUGUCUGACAGCUCAAACACCGCCGUGAUAGGUGGGGCGGCGGGAGCUGGUGUUGGUGUCGUCAUCAUUAUAAUCGCUGUGGUCUACUGUAUCUGGUCUAAACGAAGGCAAAGCAUGGACCCAGUACAGAAGUAUGAUGCUAGAAUGGGCUAUGGUAACAGAGGAUACAGCGACGUAGAAAUGGACCGUGUGCAAAAACGCGAUCAUAGGAGGGUGCAUAAAAGCGAAAUCCUACAAAAGCCACACAAGGAAGGAAAGGGAGAGACCUAUACUGGUUUAACUAAUGAGAGGGAGAACAAAAAGGGAAAUGUGUAUGAGCAACUUGGUGGUACCAAUAAUCCAGCCAAUGUAGAAAACAAGCCAGAGGAGGCAGAAUACUGCUAUAUUAGUGAUGCAGACAUUUUGAAGCCUCAGAGACAGUCCCACAUUCCUACCUCUGAAUCAGCAGCCCCGACAGGCGUUUUCAAUAAAGAGGUGCCAAAUUCUACCAAAACAAAGACACCGGGUGUUAAAGAAGACCCACGAACAUCCAUGACGAGACCGAACUCUAAACCCCUACCCGAGGUGCCUCCGACUCAGAAUCCGCCAUACGGUAAAAUUGGUCGUUUCUCCAGUGGCAAGUACUCUGCAGUUGGUAACCCGGCGUAUAGCAGUCGGGUCCCUCAACUCACACAACCAAAACAAUUUUCCGCCCUUCCAACGUACAUGGAACCUAUCACAACAAAACUGUCCGGUCCAACUACCAACCAGGAACCUGUACCAAUAACGCCUGACGAUGGUUAUUUUAAACUGGAACUCAGGCACGUGAAGAUGUGAGGUACAAUGAACAUGUUUCACAUACAGUGAUUACGACAAUAUAAUUACUUAACCUUAUAUAAGAUAUAUAAUUGUUUUCAAAAUUACUGGUUAUGGUAAACGGUUGGAUAAUAACCGUGUGUGCGAUGUCGCAAGUUUUAUUGGACAGAUCGGUAGCUGAUGCUAUCAAUUUAAUGUGUUUGUAUAUGUAUC
Molecule: messenger RNA, 2139 nt
Organism: Mizuhopecten yessoensis (Yesso scallop)
Lineage: Eukaryota; Metazoa; Mollusca; Bivalvia; Pectinida; Pectinidae
Product: neural cell adhesion molecule L1.1-like
Exons: 9
Coding region: 1-1947 (648 amino acids)
Biological process (GO): brain development; cell-cell adhesion
Molecular function (GO): cell-cell adhesion mediator activity
Source: RefSeq, a predicted model, not a curated record